Molecule: messenger RNA, 1565 nt
Organism: Temnothorax curvispinosus
Lineage: Eukaryota; Metazoa; Arthropoda; Insecta; Hymenoptera; Formicidae
Gene: SerRS-m
Product: serine--tRNA ligase, mitochondrial
Exons: 4
Coding region: 145-1455 (436 amino acids)
Biological process (GO): mitochondrial seryl-tRNA aminoacylation
Cellular component (GO): mitochondrion
Molecular function (GO): ATP binding; serine-tRNA ligase activity; tRNA binding
Source: RefSeq, a predicted model, not a curated record
UUCUGAGCCCAGAUUGGCGUAUUCCUCUAGAUCUAAAGAAUAAUCCAAUCUGAGCUUUGAGCUCAGAAAACUUUCAACAGUUGCAAAAUAAACGUUCUGGUUUGCUAUGAACUACGUGUAAGCAUUUGUUUUUUAAUCUAAAAAAUGAGGUUUAGUUUUCAACAAAAUUUCAAGCAGUUGUGUAGGUCAUGGCAUUUUUGGCUACACACGUUGCCUGCAGAAGCGUUAGAAAAAAAUGUGCGUGGUGCAAAACACGUUUUACCAGAACCGGAAUAUAAUACAGACUUUUUAUGCAACCCUGCAAACCGUGACGUUAUUUUCAACAAUAUCAAAAGAAGAAAAGGUAUUGGAGAUAUCGAUAAAGUUCUCGAAUAUUCCGGCAAUCCCGAGAAGAGAGAGUUGCUCCUACAGGAAUUAAGCAAGAUACCAAACUGUACGCAUCCCACGGUACGUGAGUAUGGUGAUAAACCGAGAUUGUUGAAGGAGUGUGGCAGGAAGCCAGAAUUUGACUUUGAGCCACAGGAGUUUGUCGAACUCGCCACUAAUUUGAAGGCGAUAAGAACGCAUACGUUGGGUCCUGUUACUGGACAAAGAAGCUACAUGCUCUUAGGAGAUCUGGCAGAAUUAGAAGAAGCAUUGAUUCAGUAUGCACUUAGAAGGUUGUUGAAGCAUGGAUUUAAGUUAUUGUCGGUGCCUGAUAUCAUCCCUACUAAAAUUAUCGAGAGAUGUGGUUUAAUAGUAGACAAUGGUCGUACCUUGGUAUAUAACUUGGAUUCUCAUUACGGUGACAACUAUAGCUUGUCUGGAACUGCGGAAAUGUCAUUAGCCGGCAACGUGAUGAAUAGUACAUUUUCCUAUGACGUGCUACCAAUAAAAUUGGCCGCUGUCAGUCGAUGCUACCGUGCGGAGGGAUCGGGCGCUCUGGAUGAAAGAGGAAUCUAUAGAGUUCAUCAGUUCACCAAAGUGGAAAUGUUUGUUUGUUCCGAGCCAAAUCAAUCCGAAGAGAUGUUUCAAGAUCUUCAAAACAUACAGGAAGAAUUGUUUUCCUCAUUAGGAUUGCACUUCCAAAUAAUGGAUAUGCCAUCUCUUGAUUUAGGUUCACCAGCUUAUAGGAAAUGUGACAUGGAAGGCUGGAUGCCUGGAAGAAAGUUGUAUGGUGAAUUGUCCAGUUGUAGUACGUGCACGGAUUAUCAGUCAAGACGUCUUAAUAUUAGAUAUAGGACAAAAGAUGGGAAUAUGAAACACGUGCACACGCUGAAUGGAACCGCGUGCGCGAUACCUCGCAUGUUGAUCGCAUUGUGCGAAACGUAUCAGACGAGUCACCACCGUAUCACGGUACCGAACGAGUUAGUGCCUCUGAUGAGGGGAAAAACUCUCAUUAAGAAGCAACCGAUCGCAGAUAUGAGACCUUACAAGUAUAAACAAAAAUUAAAUAUAAAACAGAAAGCCGAAUAAAGUGUAAAUACAAGAGAGAAGCUGUUUCACGUGCCGUGCGCAUGAAUGAGUACUGUAAGUGUAGAUUGAACAAAUUUCCCUUUUAGAUCAAGUUCCUAAAAAAAAAAAAA